AUGGAGCCGGCUGAGGGCUGGGACCCCUACGGGCGGCCGGCCCGGCGCACGCAGUGGCUGGUCAGCGCCCUCGCCUACCACUACGGGCUGGACCGCGGCGUGGAGAACGAGAUCGUCGUGCUGGCCACCGGCCUGGACCAGUACCUGCAGGAGAUCUUCCACCACUUGGACUGCGACGGUUCGGGCCGCAUCCCCGGCGAGGACUUCCGCACGCUGUGCCAGGUGCUGGGGCUGGAGGAGGCGGCGGAGCCUGAGGAGUGCGCGGGGCUGUGGGACGGGCUCUCGGCUGAGCUCACCUUCCGCCAGUUCCACGCGCGGCUCUGCGGCCACUUCAGCACCUGCGCGGGGCCGCGGCUGCCGCUGGGCCGGGAGAGCGAGCACAUCGAGACCCAGAUCCGCCUGCGCAGCCCCCGACGCCGCCGCCGCACCGACCCCGCUGGCCGCGGAGCCGCGGGCAGCGUCAAGCGACGGCCGCCAGGGCCCUGCUCCCAAGAGUGCUGCGAGGAGAUCGUGGCACUGGAGCGGGCUGAGGACCGCAUCGCCACACUGGAGGAGGAGAACGGCAGCCUGCGGGAGCUGGUGGAGGACAUGCGCGCCGCCCUGCAGAGCAGCGAUGCGCGGUGCCUGGUGCUGCAGGUGGGACUGCGGAAGAGCCAUGCCAGCCAUACAGGAGAAGGACCCUGCUUCAUAGGGAGGAAGAGACCAUUAACACAGAAGCACUCCCAGACCAAGUGCCUCCAAGAUGUCCUGGAGGAAAUGGAGCUCAUGCGGAGCUCCAGGGAUGGGCAGAUUGAAGAAGCCAUCAGGUUCAGCCAGGAGCUGGAGAAGGAGCUGAAGAGCUCUCAGGAAGCUCUGGUCAGCCUGGAAGAUUGCAACCGUAACCUGAAGAGGGAGCAGGCAGAGAUGAAGAGGAAGGUGGAAGAGGCCAGACACGCUGUCCUGAACAGUCGUGGCAAAGUGAGGGAGCUGGAAGUGAGAGCUAAGGAGGUGCCAAAUCUGCAGAUACUGAAUGAACCUGAUGAUGAAGAUAAUCCUGUUGAUGAAGAUGAUCCUGUUGAUGAAGAUGAUCUGGAUUCCCAACCCAUACCCAUUAGUGGGUAUCUAGGAGAUGGUGAAGAGACCAAGGAGUCUAGCACGUGCGCCAGUCGGGCCCUCAUCGAAAGCCUGCAGCGCAAUGAAGGUGAGGGCUGGCGGCGCCGGCUGAGGUGGGAUCCCGGGGCGCGGGUCACGCCUGGCAGCCCCGGGCGCACCACCGGCCCGUCUCGCCCGCCGACCCCUCGCGGGGCCGGGCAGGUGGAGCCUCAGGUGUCUGACAGCUACCAGCAGAGCUGGCGGAACUGCUUGUCGGGGCACAGCCACAGCUGGGCAGGCAGCAGCCAGACAUGGGGCUUCUGA
Molecule: messenger RNA, 1395 nt
Organism: Agelaius phoeniceus (red-winged blackbird)
Lineage: Eukaryota; Metazoa; Chordata; Aves; Passeriformes; Icteridae
Source: RefSeq, a predicted model, not a curated record